Messenger RNA from Synchiropus splendidus (mandarinfish), 5019 nucleotides. RefSeq lists its product as uncharacterized. The record is from RefSeq and is a predicted model, not a curated record. NCBI's taxonomy places the organism in Eukaryota, Metazoa, Chordata, Actinopteri, Syngnathiformes, Callionymidae. The transcript is spliced from 2 exons. Gene Ontology annotation, molecular function: RNA polymerase II cis-regulatory region sequence-specific DNA binding; DNA-binding transcription factor activity, RNA polymerase II-specific. Bases 235 to 2511 code for a protein of 758 amino acids. Gene Ontology annotation, biological process: regulation of DNA-templated transcription.
GCCUGUCUGUCAUGCUAACGUGGAAAAGCUAAUACGGACUGUGGCUUUGUGGUUUACACCGAUGGGCGCUGUUUGUGCGCCAUCCAAGGAUUGUUUACCAAGUUACGGGAUGUACUGAUUCAUCGAUGCACGAAGGUGGAGGCCAUCACGUCGUGUUUCUCCAGCCUUUUCCGUCCUGAAGACCAGGCAGAUGGAACCUGACGGAGAUAAUACCUAACUCCACUCUUGGUCCAGAUGACCUGUGCGGUCAACAUGAAGCCUGUCAGCUAUCAAAAGAUACUACCAUCGAUGGAAGGCGGACACCAAGCGAUGGCGUUAAAUCGUGUCCUAAAUGCGUCGAGGAUGAUGCACUGUGACAAAUGUGGGUUUUCUACGGCCGACAGUGCUUUAUUCAGGCGUCACUUGAAUGAACAUAAUGGAACUAUGUUCCACUGUUUUUACUGCGCAAGAGUUUUAUUUAGCGAGGCGGAGUUAAACUCUCACCUCCAGGAACACACCAAGUAUCAAUACAAGUGUCCACACUGCGGCCAAGGCUACAUGCGACGACUGUGUCUUUUAAAACACAUUGAUCGUUUGCAUAGCAAAAAUGUUCACAAUGGACCUUCAAAGCCUGCUGUGGUGAAGCCCCUCCUUACGCCUGUCUGCAGCGUUUCCACAUCGACUCCACAGCCUCCACAAAUGGUCAUAUCACAUGUGCAGAGGAAGGUGAUACUACCAAAAAUUGCACCUGCUGUGUGUGUUAAUGGAAGGAGAGAAACGCAGAGAACACUGGAAAUAAAUCUCCAAAAGGCCAAAAUGAUAACAGAGGCGUGUACCUCCUCUCUGAAUGUGAACACCCACAACAACAUGGCAUUGACUGUGGCUCUGCCAGAGGAAGUCACAAUCCCUGCCGGCUGCAAAGUCGAACUUGUCGAAGUAAAGACUGUGAAUGGGUCCAAGGAGCUGAAACUACGACUGGUUUCCAAACAAGAACACAAUUCUGUCGUAAAUGAUGUAAGAACUAGCGCUGCGGCAAGUGCUGCAGUAGAAAAGGCAACUCACUCCAACGAGCCCAUCAACUUAUCUGCGGUUAACAGAAGGUUAAUCGGAAAGCCGAUGAAUUCGGAAUAUCCUGCUGUCGUCAAAGUCAACAUACCAGACAUCUUGACUAAUCAAGCAGGUGGAGUCAAGGUCGCACGGAAAAGGAAGAGGCAAGAAUGUAUGAACUUGAAGUGGCACCACUACACUCCGAAAACUUCCAAAUUGACAAUAAAUUCUGUAGGUGAGCUUAAUGUUGCACGGGCAGUCACGCAGGUGCAACGUAGUGAUGACAGUACCAAAGCGUCUCCUGCUGUGGACUGCAGUCAGUUACUUGGCCUUCUCAAUUCAGAAAACCAUAGGACAUCUCAGAAAACAGGGACUGACAGGGGAUAUAUCGAUCUAGUUGGUUCCAGCUCUGAUAAGCCAGGAACGGGGACUAACCCUUCUGCUGUAAAGGUUGAACCGGUGCAGGGCGCUAAGAAAGAUGAUUCUGGUUUAACAAAGAGGGAGGCAGCGCCAAGUGAGAGUGUAAGACCAUCUUCUUCUAAUGCGUCUUUGCCCAUAAGACCCGCGGCAGUGUCGCGGCAUCUGGAGACGGUUUCUCGGCCACCACCCUGCAUCCCACAGCAGACAGGCAGAACUCAACCUUCAAUCUUAAAGAAGCCGCCAGUUUCGACUCAUGGGCAGCGGCAAGAUUCAUCUCAGGAGCCGAAAGGUUUCCCAGUCAUCUCUUCUGUGUUUUCCCUGAGUCAACAACCUCAGGGUGAUCAAGGCCCCAUUCAGCCACUGAUGAUGGCUCUGAGAGGAAUAAUUAUGGACAAAACCCCGGUUUCCAACGGUGUCAAGAAGGUGGACAGUGAAGCCAAGUCACAACACUGUACUCAAGUGCCAUCAGGAAGCAAGCCCGUUGUUGAAAAGGCAACGAAUGACCAUGUGAAAAUGGAAAUUCAUGAAGAGAACAUUCAGCACGUCAGUCAAGCGAGUGUCCAAGUGAAGCAGGAAAAAGUGGCAACAGCAGACAAGUCAAGUGGCAGCCAUGAUCUUAAACCUCCUAAAGAGGAGCCACCAUCUUCCGAAUGUAGCCCGGUUAAAAAUGUGGCCCGCAGUGAUGCUCCAAAAACCAACCCUUGCCUUUCCAGAUAUCUAACUGUCUCUCUGACAAGAAUAGACGAUGCUGCUCGGGACCAUGCGUUAAAAGUACCAAAGUUGAAAGUGGUGACACACAAGACUCGUACCCAAAACCUCGGCGACUGCACUGUGUUGUACACGAUGCCUCUCAAAGGUGACCAGCUGGUGAAGCGCCCGGGACCAAACCAGCCGGUGGUGGUUCUCAAUCACCCAAAACCACGGGCUCCUAUUCAAGUACAAGCCGCCCCUCUGUUGGACACUGAAGAACAGAUACCAAGGUGCCAAAUACUGAAAAUGAAGCUCAGCAAAGUGAUGGGACAAAAAUAUGAGGUGAUGGGGUGCACCGUUCGCGUCUGCCCUUGAAUUUGUGUAAAAGUCACAGAUUUGUAAAGUAAUAGUUGACCUCAGACAAUGUAUAGACUUUUAUAAGGAAGCAGAUUUUAUGAUGUUGCUAAAUGUUUACUCUGUUUUUGAAAAUGCUGUUUCCUCCUACAGUUCUGAUGCGUUCAUUGUACAAUAAUUUUGGCAUUUCAGAAGUCAUGUUAGUCCACGCUGACGCUUACAUCUGCAUGCACGUGCCAUAUAUUUGAUGUAAACACUCCAGUGUCUUAUUUUCUUGAGGUUGUCUUUACUUACUGGAAAGGAGAAGCAAUUUUAGGACUUGAAAAGUAAAGACACAGUUACCGUUACUUUUCCAUAGCCUGAGUUUUAGUUGCCAGCAUUUUUGCACAGGUUACAUUUGAAAAAAGCUAAAGCGUUUUAAAGUUGUUUUAGUUUGGAAACACUUUUGAGGGUAUAAAGGAUUUUGGUUUUAACAACCUUACCUUUUUAGCGGCUCAUCGUCUCACUCUUCCUUGUUUUUGCUGCCUACAAUGCUGGUGUGUACUUUGAAAGGUUAAACUAAUCAAUCACAUGUAUUUUUUGGCUAUUACUGAAACUGAUAGAAGUUAAACCCAUAAAUCAGAUUUAUAGUUUUCUGUGGAGUGAUUUGAAAUAUGUAAGUUUGGGCUCAAAUGCCAGAACUGUUACAACACAAUGUUUUUGAUCUAAAUCAGAAUGUGACUUAAGGAGAUCCAUUGUUGUUACCUACGACAUGCUUUUUACGCCCUCUCACUCCCCCAAAAAGUCUUUUAAAUUUUUUUUAAAUUUUGAGCGCCAAUUUAAUUCUGUUUUGUAUUGACAACAAUGUGAAUUUCACUUGGUUUCAGCCUCAUGAAAUAUCACACAUUAGUCAAUUUACACACUACUGUUGUCCUCGUACGCAUUUUAGUGCUUCAGUUGUGUGCGUGUAAUAGAUCCAGUGUUCAAAAUACUCUAAAUAAUGACUUGCUACGGCCCAGCUCUACUUGAAUGCCUCAUGAAGGGAUUUUAUCUGUCCAUGUUUUAAUUCUAUAUUUGACAAACGAAUGUAUUUGUAUGACGCUUUGAAUUGGUUGUUUUGUCCGGUGUCAGAAGAUCGGUUGUUGAAUUCAUAUGCAGUGAACGUGUUACCAACUGUUUCUCGUAAUUCGUAAUGAAAUGUUCCCAUCGAUAACAAAGUCGUAGAGUUUGUCAAAGUUUAAUGUAGCACUUAAAACAAUUAUGGUUUUUUGAAGCUAAAACGUAAAGUUAUCUUUUCAUUGUCAUAUUUAGUUUUAUUAGAAUUCAUGAUCAUUUUAAGAACUGUAGAACAAAGCAAGCCUUACCUACGCCACAGUCUUGUGGCACUUUUUUUCUGUUGCAAACAAAUCUUGUGUACCAGCAGAGUAUUACAUAAACAUAACAUUGAAAAUGUAUUUUUAAAGCAAUGGAAAGAUGAGUUUGCUCACAUGGCUGCCUCAAUUAAAUGAGCUGGUGUAUUGGGUAGUGAGGACUACAAACAUGGCUGAAUACUGUGGUUUCCAACUGUUUGUAGCAACGCCGGUAUUAAUGUUUCUGUUUCAAUUAUCCAACUAUAUCAAGUAGCGUGUAGUCAAAGGGGGAGACUGGAAUCUGUCCGACAUGUCCGUGACGUUACAAAGCAUUGCCACUAUUGUUUAUUUCCAACUAUUACCUCAUUAAAAGUAUUUGACUUUUUUUUUUUUCAAUUCUGAAGCUCCACUUGACAUCAGCUGGUCUAGUUCCACCGGAUGUCUUUUUAUGAGGCAUUUUGGAUAGGCUCAUGUUUGGAACCAAAAUGGAGUCUAAUGCUUUUAUUAUAUGUUACGUCUCAGUCACGACUAACACUGUAGGCAACUAUUUCACAGAGAAAUGUUAGCGCUCCCAUUUCAAAAGUUUCGUCUCUGCUACAACCCAUCCUCACCCCCGUUGGUAAAGUGGAGUUUCGCGUAUUGGACUGAUGAAAAAGGCAGCCUUCAGAAUGAAUUGUUGCACAUUGAAACACACAGGUGUUUCAAUUGAAAGAACAGUUUCCGUUGCAUUCCAGGUGGGGCAGUGUGCAUCUUGUGCUGCAUGGAGGGAGAGAAAAAAAAAUAGUUUUACUUCUAUAUAACUCCAGGGGCGAGGAGCAGCACAUGAUGCUCUGAUGGGGAAGGCUGCCUUUUUUGUCAGUAUAUGACGCAAAAGGCAACUCUCCCAACGUCAAUAUAUCACGCUGUGGGAGUGAGGAUGUGUUCUUCUGCUACCUACUGUGUAUAAUGACACUCACUGGUUGAUCAUGUUGUAUAUACUGUAUAUUCUGGGGGUAUCGCACACACAGAUUAAUUGUAAAUCUCAGACUCUUCCUGUAUAUAUAUGGGGCGUCUACACACAUCUUCAUUGUGUUCGUAGUUCUUGUGUUGUAUUCCUUUUAUUUUAUUUUUUUUAAUGAAGCAACUGUGUCUGUUUUUUUAAAAAUAAAAAUUAUUAAUAUGCCUACUCUACAACUUGUUUUCCUUUUUAACAGAUAGGGCA